Molecule: messenger RNA, 2907 nt
Organism: Sphenostylis stenocarpa
Lineage: Eukaryota; Viridiplantae; Streptophyta; Magnoliopsida; Fabales; Fabaceae
Source: the annotation of a GenBank genome assembly
AUGGCUAUGCUUAGGUUGAGGUCACUUUCCUAUGUCUGUUGUCUCCUCCUGAUAUCAAUUUUUAUAUCUCGAGUCAGUGCCGAUAACAAUACAGAAAACUUCCACUACUUCUGCAAUGAAAAAAACGACAGAGGAAACUACACAGCCAACAGCACCUAUAACACCAACCUCAACACCCUUUUGUCCACUCUCACUUCCGACACACAAAUCAACUACGGUUUCUACAAUCUUACAAACGAGGAAAACACUGACAGAGUGUACGCAAUUGGGCUGUGCAGAGGAGACGUUAAGCCAGACGAAUGCCGCACCUGCCUGGAACAUUCGAGAGGCAAUCUCAGUCAGCUUUGUCCAAACCGAAAGGAAGCAAUUGGGUGGUACGAGGAUGAGAACUGCAUGUUGCGCUACUCAGACCGCAAAAUAUUUAGCCUCAUGGAAACUGGACCAGCGUAUUUUGCGUGGAGUUCAAAGAAUGCAACGCAAGCGGAGGAGUUCAAUAGAGUGGUGAAGGACUUGCUUGAUGGGUUGAGAAGCAAAGCUGCAUCGGGAGACAUUCGUAGUAAAUAUGCUACAGCAAAUGCAAUUGGACCAGAUAACAAAACCAUUUACGGGCUUGUGCAGUGCACGCCUGAUUUGUCUGGACCAGACUGCGAUAACUGCUUGUAUCAGUCCAUCCUAGAAGUCCCAAAAUGUUGUGCUAGUAGAAUAGGUGUUAUAAUUGUUAGACCCAGUUGCAACCUGAGAUAUGAAACUUCAUUUCUCUUCUAUGAUGCUCCAGCAGAUACACCAUCACCAACACCCUCACCCUCACCAUUUUCGCCACCUUCUAGGGUCACUAGUAACACUUCCACAGAAGUCACACUAAAGGACCUUAAAUCAAAAUUCAUAUUUGACGCGGUUGAUGAUAUGAAGUGUACAAAAUUUUGGUUGUUAGGAAUUAGAAGUUUUCGUUGCUUAAACUUCAUGGAAAGUGUUGCAUUUGACCAAAUACAAGGCAAACUAAAUUUGAAAAUGCCAAUGAUACGUGAACAAGCUGGCAACACUACAAGUUUGAUUCAGACAAUCACUUGCUCGCCCAAUAAAGAAGCCUUCUAUCAUCCAUUUUUUGUUACUUCUCAUUCCCACAACACAAUCAACAAAUCCAACAUGCCUCACUUUUCCUUUCUCUGUUGUCUGCUUCUCAUAACAAUUUUUAUAUCUCAAGUUAGUGCAGCAAACAACGUCACCGCACAAGGCUUCCACUACUUCUGCGAUGAAGAAAACAACAACCAGAGAGGAAACUACACAACCAAUAGCGCCUAUCACACCAAUCUCGAUACCCUUUUGUCCACUCUCAUUUCCAAUACAGAAAUUGAUUACGGUUUCUACAAUUUCACAAACGGCGAAAACAAUGACACAGUGUACGCCAUUGGGCUGUGUAAAGGAGACGUUAAGGCACAGGAAUGCCGCUCAUGCCUCAACGAUUCGAGGGCCAAUCUCACGGAACUUUGUCCAAACAAAAAGGAAGCAAUUGGGUGGUACACGGAUGAGAAGUGCAUGUUGCGCUACUCAGACCGCAAAAUAUUCGACCUCAUGGAAACUGGACCGGCGUAUUUUGUGUGGAAUUUAACGAAUGCAACGAAAGCGGAUGAGUUCAACGGAGUGGUGAAGAACUUGCUUAAUGGGUUGAAAAGCAAAGCUGCUGCAGGAGACUCUCGUAUUAAAUAUGCCACAGCAAAUGCAACUGGACCAGAUGACAAAACCAUUUAUGGGCUUGCGCAGUGCACGCCUGAUUUGUCUGACGUAGAGUGCGAUAACUGCUUGCUUCAGUCCAUCGAAGAAGUCCCAAGAUGUUGUGAUAACAGCGCAGGUGCUAGAAUUGUUAGACCCAGUUGCUAUCUGAGAUAUGAAACUUCAUUUCUCUUCUAUGGUGCUCCAGCAUUUGAAUCGUCGGCUCCCCCUCCACCGAUCACCCCCGAAGGAAAAAGCAACACAACCACCAUCAUAGCAAUAGCAGUAUCAGCUGGUGUAGUUGCUUCUGCCAUGCUGAUUUUUAUCUUCAUGCGUUCAACAGUGAGGAAGUCAUGGAAAAAGUUUGAAAGUAAGUGGAAGAACUGGUUUACCGGUACUCUUCCCAGUGGACAAGAGAUUGCCGUCAAAAGGUUGUCAGCGAAUUCUAGACAAGGUGAUACAGAAUUCAAGAAUGAGGUGCUUUUAGUGGCCAAACUUCAGCACCGAAAUUUAGUUAGACUACUCGGUUUCUCUAUGGAAGGAAGAGAAAAGCUACUUGUCUAUGAAUUUGUUCCAAAUAAAAGCCUUGAUUACUUCAUAUUUGACGAAGAGAUGAAUCCUAAGAUAGCAGAUUUUGGCUUGGCAAGGUUAUUUGUUGUGGACCAAACUCACGAAGAUACACAGAGAGUUGUUGGUACAUAUGGAUAUAUGGCACCCGAGUAUGCAUUGCAUGGACAGUUUUCAGAGAAGUCAGAUGUUUUUAGCUUUGGUGUAUUGGUUCUUGAGAUUGUAAGUGGCCAGAAAAUCAGUAGCGUUCAACACGGUGAGAAUACAGGCGAUCUACGCAGUCUUGCAUGGCGGAGUUGGAGGGAAGGGAGAGCUAGAGAUAUUGUAGAUCCGACAUUGAACAAUGGUUCAGAAAGUGAAAUAAUGAGAUGCAUCCAUAUUGGAUUAUUAUGCGUUCAAGACAAUGUAGGUGCCAGACCCAGCAUGGCUUCUGUUGUACUCAUGCUUAGUAGCCAUUCUUUCAGUCUGGCAGUACCUAUGGCACCUGCAUUUUAUGGGGAUAUGUCUAGACUCUUUGCAGAUAUGCAGUUAUGGGAGAUUAGUUCAGGGACAACAAGAUCGAACGAACACACCACUAGAUCAGAUGAAGAUUCGCUAAAUGAGGCUUCAAUUACUGAUCCAUAUCCUCGCUAG